Messenger RNA from Sphaeramia orbicularis (orbiculate cardinalfish), 1417 nucleotides. RefSeq names its product NK2 homeobox 5 (gene nkx2.5). The transcript is spliced from 2 exons. The coding region runs from base 347 to 1342 and encodes 331 amino acids. The record is from RefSeq and is a predicted model, not a curated record. NCBI's taxonomy places the organism in Eukaryota, Metazoa, Chordata, Actinopteri, Kurtiformes, Apogonidae. Gene Ontology annotation, molecular function: RNA polymerase II cis-regulatory region sequence-specific DNA binding; DNA-binding transcription factor activity, RNA polymerase II-specific. Gene Ontology annotation, cellular component: nucleus. Gene Ontology annotation, biological process: cell differentiation; regulation of transcription by RNA polymerase II.
UGUAGAUUGUUUUGCAUUGGAUGAUGAGACAUAUGGAACAAUCAGUCUAACAUAUAUAACACAUCAGAUAUCAUUUCACGUCAUCUGAAAUGGGAGCACCACUGGCUCCCCCUCCCACCUCCUCUAUGCGUCACAGGGAGAGAGAGAGGCCAAGAAAAAAGUUUGGAGACAAAAGUUGACAUUCAAGAUGCACACUUCACUCAAGAUCAGUCCGGUAUACCAAACUAACACUUAAAUCCAGUAAAUAUUACCAGGAAGCGAGGGGACUUUGUUGACGUGUCUUUUUUUGUGUGAGUGGGUUGUCUCCAUAUGACUCCAUAGGUUAAAAGGUUUUCAUUUCUUGGCAAUGUUUCCCAGCCCCAGCACGUCCACUCCCUUCUCUGUAAAGGAUAUAUUAAACUUAGAGCAGAGUCAUGACGUUAUGGUGUCUUCUCUGGACGUCGUCGUCUCCUCUCGUAUGGACUGCACCGCGCCGACCUCCUCCUCCUCCUCUUCUUCUUCUUCUUCCACCUCUUCCUCUUGCAUGCUGGCCCGCCUGAAGCAGGAGCCUCUCCGGGACAUGACGUCCGCCGCCUCGUCGCUGUUUGGAGAGGACCUCCACCAUGAGUCCAAGGCCGGCAGAGGCAAUGCGCACAGCUUCACCACUGCCUUUUAUGGGAAAUCAGUCAUGGAGAUGGAUAUAGAUAAGGAUGGAAAGAUGGAUAUGUUUGAGGGCAAACGCAGGAAAGGAGAGUUCAGUCCUCCGACCGAACCCGCAGAUGACAUAAAGCCCGAGGACCCGGACCGGCCCAAGCCCCGGAGACGCAGAAAGCCGCGGGUCCUGUUCUCCCAGGCGCAGGUGUACGAGCUGGAGCGGCGCUUCAAGCAGCAGAGGUACCUGUCCGCCCCGGAGAGGGACCACCUGGCAGGGGUGCUCAAACUCACCCCGACCCAGGUCAAGAUCUGGUUCCAGAACAGGAGGUACAAGUGCAAGCGGCAGAGGCAGGACCAGAGCCUGGAGAUGGUGUCUCUGCCGCCGCCCAGGAGGGUGUCGGUGCCGGUGCUGGUGCGGGACGGGAAGCCUUGCCUGGCGGCGGACACGGCCACCUACAACCCGUCCUACAGCAUGGGCCACAUCAACCAUUUUACUUAUAACAACUACCCGGCUUUCAGUAACUACACAAACCCGGGCUGCAACACGAACUAUGCGUGCAACUACCCUGCAGCCACAAUGCAAACUAUGCAGGGGUCCUCCAGCAACGGGAAUUACAUGAACUUUGGGGUCGGGGAACUAAAUAACGUGCAGAACACGUUCCCUCCUGGUAACGGAGUGUCUUCUUUACAUGGUAUUAGGACAUGGUAAAGAAAAAAAAAGAAAGAAAAAAAAAAUAGUCGUGUAAUCUGCAUGCAUUUGUAAAUGUGUCAAGACUUUGCGGAG